Messenger RNA from Symbiodinium natans, 2472 nucleotides. The record is from the annotation of a GenBank genome assembly. NCBI's taxonomy places the organism in Eukaryota, Dinophyceae, Suessiales, Symbiodiniaceae.
AUGGGACGUGAUGGGCAUGUUCUGGCCCUUGAGCCAGUGGUGAAGCAGGAAGGCAGAGAAUCUCGCGAGGCCGUGCAAGAACUGGGUUCGCAUCAGCUGGCCUUGUCACCUUCGCUUCAGUUAGAUCGCGUGCAGGUCUUCCAAGAGUUGGGCUCUCUGCAUGAUGCGCUCGAGAGGCCGAGGCCGGCUGCCUACGAGGACAGCUUGUGGCGCGACAACCGCCGACUGCGCGGUGAGGUCCAGGCCUGGAAAGAUGAAGCUGCGGCUCGCCAUCGAGAAACGGCGGAGCUUCGCCUGGAGGUGGCACAGCUUCAAGCUGAAUUGCAGGCCGAACGAUCAAGGUCGCAGGAGCUCUUGGUUCAACUGGAGGUCCUUGUUGGUCGGCGAGACUUGGCCAUCGAGGGAUGCCCUUCGUCAUCAUCGAGUCGUUUUCGAGCUGAAGGUCUGGUAGACUGGCGUGCCAAGCGGCCCUUUGGCUCGGCAUGGGAGACUACGUCAGCUGCUCUUGCGGAUUGCGAGGCAAAGCCCAGCGACGCGUCCAACACACACGGUCGUGUCUCCAUGGGUCUGGCGGCCAUGGCUGCACGUCAUGCCGGCGAAGUAGCCGAGCUGCAGUUGCAACACACAUCGGCGCUGCAGGAACUUCAAGGAAGAGCAGACGUUUCGCUCGGCCGAGCACGUCUGGCAGAGGUUCGGUGCGCAAGUUUGGAAGAGAAACAGGUGCGCUGUUUCGCCAUGAUGGCGCACCAGCUGGAGGUUCAGACUUGUGCGGAUGCUUUCGUUGCCUGGAAGAACGCAUGCCGGUCAGCGAGGACCCUUCGACAAACAAAGGUGUGCAUGGCAUCCGUCCUGCUACGCGCCUUCGAGCAGCGCGAGUCGUUUCCUGGCAUGGUCCUUCACAGCUGGGCGGCUGUUUGCCUCGCCGAGCGUGCGCAGCGGAGGCGAAACGAGAUGGAGGCGGAGCUUUCGAUUCGUGAGUCUGUGCAUCAGUCACGACUGUCCUGGCUAAUGUCUUGCCGCACAUCAUCCGAGCUGCAGGCUGGUGCCAAAGUGCUCUUUCUCUCUUGGAGAUGUGUGGCAUUGUCCGCUGGCUCCAGCGGCUUGCAUGUGCGACUACGCCUUGAAGAGGCUCGUCGAAUUUCUGCGCAACGAUAUCUGUUGCAGCAAAGGGAACGCCAUGGCUCCCAGUUCACCGUGCAAGAUGUUCUUGGGGCUUGGUCGCAGGAGGUGCUGGUCAGACGCCAUCACAAGGUGUUGCAGCAAUCCAACUUGGCUCGGGUGCAGCAUGCUCAAGUGUCCAAGUCUCUCUCCUUGAAAUGGCUCGCUUUGCUUCAAAGCUCAAAGGAGGAUGCCCUGCUGUCUCGCGCCUUCUUGGCAAUGCACCUGGAGACGCGAGAACGCGUCCAGGAGGCCCGCUCAAGGGCCUUGAGUGCACAGCAAACAUCCGAAUUGGUUUCGUGUGCAAACAGCAGAGCCAUCCAGGCUGUCUUACUGGCGAUGGACAGAAGCGGGCUUUCGCUCCAAAAAAGUGCCUUCUCAGAGUGGCGCGCCACAGUCCAUGCUGGCAAGACAACCCGAAGUCUUGAGAUGCAUCAGCGGACGGCCGCAGUGCUGCAGCGCCGCUUCGAGUGUAUUGUGACUGGGCUCUCAAGCCGUUCUGUGGCGCUGAGAAAGCUGAGUCAAGCCUUGUUAGCUUGGGCUCGUGCUGCACGCCAGCGUGCCUUGGACAACUUGCGAGUUGACGAGAGGGCACAGUUCUGUGCCUGGCGUCUGCGCUUCAUUGAGUCGUCGAUAUGCUGGCAGGGCAAGGAUUUCGAUGCCCUCCUCGUGUUCCACACGUGGCAGGCUUGGAUCCAGUUUUGCCAGCUGACAGCCAGGGAUCACGCGUCUGCGAAGUUUCUUGGGCAUGUGCAUCAGCUGCAAUCGCAGUGGUCAAACAUGCAGAUCCUCACGAUCGGCGCAUCUUUGCAGGUGCAACUCUCAUUUCUGAUGAGGGCUUGCUUUGCAGCCUGGCGCCGCGCGCGCCGCCUGGCAAGAGCUUCUGGAGAUCAACAGGAGUGCCAGCGGCUUCAGAUCCGGCUUGCGCAAGCAUGCUACUCCAGAGAUUGCCUACUGCAAAGUGUCGCCGGAAAGGUGCAGGAACAGGCUGUGGGCUUCUGGCUUCGACUAGCUUGGGUGCUGUGGUGUCGGCUGCGAUUGGAAAGGAUGAUUCUGGAGGAAUCUGAUGCUGCCCGUGCACUUCUUGAGCAGUUGCAGGAGCGCUGGGCCCAACAUCAGAUGCUACAACAUGCGCAGGAGCAAGCGGAUCACCAAGCUUGCCAUCGUUUGGAGCACAUGCUGGAAGUGAGCCAAGACAGUCUCCGACAAGCCGCCAACGUGUCGCCCGCAGGUAUGAUUGCUGAGAGCGGCAUGGUGACCGGGCUCACUCAACGGCUGCCUCCUCCAUGUCUAUGUCAUGGGUCGCUGGUGUAA